Messenger RNA from Perca fluviatilis (European perch), 6770 nucleotides. RefSeq names its product poly(rC) binding protein 3 (gene pcbp3). Bases 730 to 1713 code for a protein of 327 amino acids. The transcript has 17 exons. Gene Ontology annotation, biological process: regulation of gene expression; regulation of RNA metabolic process. Gene Ontology annotation, molecular function: mRNA binding. NCBI's taxonomy places the organism in Eukaryota, Metazoa, Chordata, Actinopteri, Perciformes, Percidae. The record is from RefSeq and is a predicted model, not a curated record. Gene Ontology annotation, cellular component: cytoplasm; nucleus.
UAUCUGAGUGACUCGGGGUUCUGGUGUCUGCCUCCGAGCGUGUGUGUGUGUGUGUGUUUGUUGGUGGGAGAAAAGAGAUAAAGAGAGAGAGAGUAAGGGAGGGAAAGGCAAGCAGCGUUUCUUCUUCCCCCCUUUAGCCUCCCCGUCUCCCUGCUCCCUGUCACUCCAUCCUUCCUCCCCUCUCCUGGACCACCCUCCAGCCCUGCUUCGAGCCUGGACCGAGACCCCUCUACCACCCAGACCACCCCGGGACCCUUUGACUCUCCUCACUUCUCCGCCCCACCAACCAGAACCUCUGAGCAGGAAUUCCUCUCCUCUCCUCCCCCUGACCGCUGUCUGUCAACAACUCAACUGCACAAUAUCAGCUGAAUCCACUUCCACAAUUUAUUUGAUCUUAAUACGCUUCUGCUGGGCAGGCGCAGCAAGGUGCAUCGGCCAGACGUCCCGUCUCCCCAUUCUGUUGGAAGGCUGCCCGCCACAGGUCACAUGACCUGGAAGAAAAGACCUGGGAGACUUUUGGGAUCCCUUUUCGCAUGGGCUGGUUAUCAACCUGAAGGGAAGUCCAAAGGCUGAUGAACUGAUCUGUGUGCAACCAUAUUGCUCUGGUGCCCUGGGAACACAACGGCCACCGCAAAUCUGGUGACUGGCUGGCUGGAAGACCACCCUUCCCCUUUUCCUUCUGAGGACAUCCUAUUCCAGGACGGUGCUUUGGUCUCUCUUCCCCCCAGCAUGGAGCCCACCAAAGUCCAGUCAGAGGGUGGCCUCAAUGUCACCCUUACCAUCCGCCUCCUCAUGCAUGGAAAAGAGGUUGGAAGUAUAAUAGGAAAGAAAGGGGAAACGGUAAAAAAGAUGCGAGAAGAGAGCGGAGCACGGAUCAAUAUUUCUGAGGGCAACUGUCCAGAGAGGAUCGUCACCAUCACUGGACCAACAGACACCAUCUUCAAGGCUUUUGCUAUGAUUGCCUACAAAUUUGAGGAGGACAUAAUCAAUUCCAUGAGCAACAGCCCAGCAACCAGCAAGCCCCCUGUCACCUUAAGGCUUGUAGUGCCAGCCAGCCAGUGUGGCUCCCUCAUAGGCAAAGGAGGCUCCAAAAUAAAAGAAAUGAGAGAGUCCACAGGGGCCCAGGUUCAGGUGGCAGGGGACAUGCUGCCCAACUCCACAGAACGUGCAGUUACAAUCUCUGGAACCCCAGAAGCCAUCAUCCAGUGUGUCAAACAAAUCUGUGUGGUCAUGCUGGAGUCUCCACCAAAAGGUGCCACCAUCCCUUAUCGCCCAAAGCCUGCCUCCACGCCAGUCAUUUUUUCUGGUGGCCAGGCCUACACAAUUCAGGGACAGUAUGCCAUACCACAUCCAGAUCAGUUGACCAAGCUCCACCAGUUGGCUAUGCAGCAAACCCCCUUUACCCCUCUCGGACAGACCACCCCUGCUUUCCCUGGUUUGGAUGCCAGUCCACCAGCCAGCACCCAUGAACUCACCAUUCCUAAUGAUCUAAUAGGCUGCAUCAUUGGACGCCAGGGAACCAAAAUAAAUGAGAUUCGACAGAUGUCUGGAGCGCAGAUCAAAAUUGCCAACGCCAUGGAAGGCUCGUCAGAGCGCCAGAUCACCAUCACGGGGACUCCUGCUAACAUCAGCCUGGCCCAGUAUCUCAUCAAUGCCAGGUUCAGGGACGUGGCUGCCAUGUGGAAUGACCCCUCAUCCAUGACUACAUCCUGAAGUCAUCCCCCCCCCCCCCUCAAAAUCUGCUUCUGUUUGCAGAAGCUAACAUCACAACCACCGCUUCUCAAUUAACCUCUAUGUGUUAUCCCAUGGAACUUCCCCUAGACUCCCUUGGUUUGGCAUAACACUUUAGCAUUAGCCUGUGGGAGACCUAUAGUAAAAGUCAUACUAACAACAACUGGGAUUUGUUUUAAAUGGAUGUAGCCAGUGUAUCGUUAAGAAUAGUUUGACAUUUUGGGAUAUUCAGUUAUUAUUGUUUUUGCUUAGAGUUAGAUAAGACAGAUUGAUACCACUUUCAUCUCUUUUAGUUAAAUAUGAAGCUAGAUCCAGGAGAUGCUAAGCUAAGGCUUAGCCUGGCUCUAUCCAGAGGUUAGACCAUCUGCAUACCAUCGACUCUGAAGCACACAUAUUAACAUGGUGGUUGCCUGGCAACCUCACUUUGAUGACAAGGCUCCAGUACGUCACUGCUCCGACACAGUUGGGCACAUAUCCCUCCGUAAAAAACACAACUUGCCAUUUUUACACUCCAGUUUUUCUAUGAAUUGAACAGACAAGCUUGGAAAUGUUAAUUAGUGAGUUUUAAAAAAGGUGCUAGUAAGCAGAUUCUGCUACCUUAAGACAGAGCCGGGCUAGCUGUUUCUCCCCCGUUUUCAGUCUAUGCUAAGCUAAGCUAAUUAUCUCCUGGCUUUAACGUGCAGACAUGAGAGUGGUAUUGAUCUUCUCAGCUUACUGCAAGAAAGUGAUUAUAGCGUAUUUUCUAAAAUGUCAAGCUAUUCCUUGAAGUAUUUAUUUAGCAUGCCUCGUUCCAAGAAUAAUACUGUAUUUCUUUUUGUCAUUACUACAGUAUAUUAGAUACAUUUGCCUAUUACGUCCUAUUGUAUCAUUGUCUGCAAAGAGUAAAAAUAAUAAAAAGUGUAAAAUGAACAAAAAAGCAAAGAAAAAAUGACUAAACACAUGACUGCCACUUGCAAUGCUGUUAGAAAGAAGAGUGAUAUGAUGCCUCUGUCAGGGAAUCCAGCAAUUUCAUGACACCACCAUUUCUUUUCUGUCCACUGCAUGGCUUCAUGAGGGGGUUAGUAUUGCAUUGUUGUGUUACCAUAUUUGGUAACACAAAUAUGGUACGGGACGGUGAGAAGUUUUAUGUAAAAGGGUACAAUGACAAUAUGGUAUAACAAAUUUAAAAAAAUAACUGGUGCCAGCAAAAAUUGGAGCACAAAUCCAACCCUUGCAGCAUAACUUUCACUGUCAAGCGAAAGUUCUUCUUUCACAGCUGUUUUAUUUUCUCUGUCUGCCUCCCCGUAUCUUCCCCUUCCCCCUGCUCCCCUCCCCCCACCCCUCUCCCCCGCCUUCCCUGAACUGUUCUAGGCUGACGUCUGAAGUCACUGGAAUGGGCACACUCUAGUUUCUACCCAUCUUCCCUCAGUGCAUCACAUGACCUUUGAGCGAAUGGCAUUGCACCUAGUACAUAUUUAUUUCUCUGUAUUUGACUGUCCUGAUAUUUAAGUGACUUUAACUUUUAUGAUUUCUAGUAUUCACUGUAAACACGCGUAUCUGCACUGUUACUAGGAUUCCUCACACCUAUCCGAAACUCCGUUGGUUCUGUUUCUGAAAGAUCACUUUACUUUUUUGACACUCUAGUACCUUUCAUAUCAUCUCACGCACCACACCACUUUGUUUUAACACUGUGUCCCAAAACAUUAUUACAAAACCGUCUUCUCAAUUAGGUUUUGCGGGAAACAUAUUUUCCAUCCUGGUGGGAGAGGUUAGCCUUUAGGACUUUCUGACAGAAAGUCCUUUCUGACCGACGCACAAAACGGUCGCUGUUUUAAACACGUGGUUAACAUUGUUAAUUAAAACACUACAAAAAAAUGUGGUCCCGUGAUUUAAGUAACGUACAUAAGUUAUGCACAAGAUGAAGGUUAAGUAUGUUAUGUAACCAAGUCAACAUUGACAUUCGGUUUCACACGGGACACGAACAGCGGGCUCUCCUCUGUGAAAGUCCUGUGUUGGUUGACCCAUCCAUCCACCAUGAACUUCUCUAUAACGCGGAAUUUGUUGGCUUUGUUCAGAGACGUACUGUAUUUCUGAUAGGUCAAAGACAAACGUAAUCUGGGACAAAAUAUGUUUCCCUCAAAACAUAAUAGAGGAUGCAGUUGUAUGGGAAUGCCAUUUUUAGGAGACAGCAUUGCUUUGUUUUACCUCGUUUUAACAGAUCACUGUACGUGUCUUCCUUGUAUUGCAGUCACUUGAGAGUAAAUGCAAAGUAAACCUAAAAAUUUAUAAAACCAAGGUUGUCCCUCCUCCACCCCGCAUUCUAAUUAUUGACACCUUUUUAUUCCAUAUUCAAACAACUACAGUACCGGUGUCAAUGCAUCACUAAACACAAAAGUUCAAUAAGCUACUCUAAACCAGAUAUUCUAUUCCAGUUUAUUUUACACUGAUUUUAUGACUGAUGAAAUCAGUGCUUUACUGUAGACAUGUGCCUGCUUAUCUUAGCGUUGUAUGCACAUUAUAGAUGGGUCUGCAUGACACACAAAACCUACAGCAUUUCCAAUUUAUUUCAAAAGUCAAACAGGUAGAAAGGUAGAUUGAGUGGUGAAAGGGAAUGGAGCAAGCCGCGAACAUUCAAGUGUAUUUGUUAUCUCAAUGUGUCACUCCGACUCCAAUUUAAAAUGGGUACAGGCCAAAAAAACAUCCACUGUAAUACACAAAUUUUCAUCUUUCUGAGUUUCAUGUGCGACCUGACAAAAAGGUUGGGUGAAAAAAAUGAAAAUAAUCCAAGUAAAUGACUGCAGUGAAGAGUGAAAUCCAAAUGCAUGCUACAAAUAAACCACUUAAUGCCCCUAUAUUUCACAAACAUAAUAUAGCCUGAAGUUAUCAUGUUAUUCAAACUGCCAUCUCCUAACAACUGUGUGUAAGAGUCAUGGGCCAUAUAGAAAGGUCUCAGGAUUGUCUAGUGUAUAUUUGCACUCACAUGCAGCUCAUUUAAGGUUUCAGUGUAGGCCAAAAGGGCUGUUUUUUAGACAACUGUUUGGUAGGCAUCAAGCCGUUCCAGAUACGGAAAAAGUUAUGUGUUUCUGUUUAGCAUGUAUGAAAGAAACUGUUGAUGUCAAUAAUCCUGUUGUUGGUUUCGCAGGUUAUGUCAUUCAAUCAGGCUACAUAUACGUACAAGGCUUACAUAUACAUUUAUGUAUAACUCUCUGCAGUUGCCAUCGAAUAGAGUAUCUCCUUGGUUACAUCACGUCGGACAUCUGUUUAGCUGUUAGCUUGUCUUAAUCAAGCCCCAUUCAAACACAGACCUGUUCAAACUAAAGCUGAAUGUAUUUCAAAAUGGGUUUGAACUGCUAUCAAUUACGUCAUACUCGAUUAUAACACCUUUAAGGGUGUCUUUUUAAACAGGCACUAGAAUUAGUACAGUAAAACAUGAUGCAGAAUGAUGAAUAUAGUAGAGUAGAAAUGCUUAUUUAUCAAAAAGUUUGGAAUUUCCUUAGGUUGGGCAGGUUACUCUGAAAAUGAGGUCCGUUACAGAUGACUUAUUUAAAAUUUUAAUCUACAAUUUAUCACACUAGAUAUAUACAAUGUUAUGAAAUCUGAUUAUUUUCUAUUAUGUUAGAUAUAGAACAAUACGUUUCUGUAUGUUCUGCAAACAUAUGAAUGGAUGGACUUACUACUAUCUGCAGCUCUCAUUUCAAAAUGUAGGCUAUAAGAAACAAAAAUAAUCCAUCUAUCACUUCACAGUCAAACAUGAUCACGGCCUAAAGUUAACUUUUUUUGUCCACCAGCCACUGUGGAAGGUAGAUUUUGAAAAUCUUCUAAUCACACAGGCUUUUUACCAGCCAAUUUAUUUGGCCUCAUAAAGUUGAAAUACAGAACAUGUACGAGUAACGUUCUUGAAUUUGUUAAGAAUACACAUUUAAGUGCUGCCGGCCUCUUCACCCCAGUAAUGUGCAGUCACAUUUUUUAGCUCAAAUCCAAGGAAAUGGCGGACUUGGGUUAAAAUGUGAAAGAACAACUGUGGCAAAAAAUAAAUGAAAGAAUCCCUCAGUUCUCAUUGGCUACCCACCAACAUGCAGGUAGAUUGACAGUUUCACCCGCCAAUGACAGAAUUCACCUGUAUUUGGCGGGUGGUCGGGUGUUAAUUUCAGGCCCUGGCACUCCCACAAGUAAUAUGAUGUUUAUCUGAUGGCUGCGUGUUACUGAUUCCAGGUAGCUACUACUUUUUAAUCCACUUUAUCUUAAAACAUUUACACAUUUUACUCCCAAAGCACAGAUAUGCAUCACUCCAAUGAUAACUAUAGAAAUGAUGUUUGUGGAAUAUUCUUUAGUCAUAGCUGUUUAGGCUCAGGUACUUUGCUUUUGGUUAGAAUUGAUUAUACAUCCUUUGCUAGUCAGUUAAUACAUUGCUGUCGUCGAAACAAGGCUGCUUUACAUUAUGACAUUUACAUUUCACAUUUAUACAUUGCUUCACAUUUACAUUACGAAUGUAAAUCUGUACAGUGUAAAGAGCUCGUCUGGCUGCAUCCAGAUGUUUCAGAUGACCAAACUGAGGAACAGCUGGUUGAGGGUGUCAUUGAAAAACUUUCCAUCAUUUACAGAAUCUGAACAUUGAAGUACUUAAAUAACUUUUUGCAAAGUGCACAUUAAUGGCUGUUAGUAGGUGUAAAGUGUCUGCUGGUUGGUUGCCAGCCAAGAUGCAGUCAUGCUACUUUACAGUAUGACCGAUGAUUUUCUCAGUUGCCUUUUUAAUUGUUCUAUCUUUCAUAAUCAUGGCUUCGCUCAUGUGCUCAUCAUUCUACGAUGCUGUGUUGGUCAAACACCUCUUGUUGUGUUGCUUUUGUCGUUUUACUGAUACAUUAACACUUUUUGUUACUGUGCUGGAGCAGCAAAAAAUGAAAGGCUGGCACUAUAUGAUGCUGUUUGAGGAAAAUGUGUCUGAUCAUGUUUAAGUUUGAUCGUUUGCUUCUGAACGUCUGCAUUGGAUUCAUUAUUUAUUGAGGAUGAUUCUGAGAUGUUUUGUAAAAAGAAGAGAAUAAAGUUUGUGUUUUUUCCCUUCA